ACGAGGAGUACCUGCAAAAAGGGAAAUUACUUUUGAGACAGAACCAUUUGGGUCAAAGACAUUUUUGAUAUAUGUUGAACCUGUAUUCAGCAACGCAGGGGAUACUAUUGGUGUGAAUUACAUGGGUAUGGAUGUAACUGAUCAGGCCAGACCACAACUUGCAAGAUGUAAGAAUCAAUAUCUUCCCUUUCAAAAGAAGAAAGGUGAAGGCACCAGAAGUUGCAGCUUCUGUUACAUUACCUAUGAGAAGGAGAGAUCACUCUCAUCAUUGGUGGUCUGCACUCCCAGAGUAUCAACACAGACUGCCAUGACAGGAAGAAGGUCAAAAGCUAUUGCAAGAAAGGCAUCUUCUUUACGAAGUUCCAGUUUUCCCACUGAAAAGCCUGUUAAGAAAGAGGAAGAUUCUGUGGAAGAUCAUCUAGAGGGCUUAAGCUCACCCGAGACUUUAACCAAAUUAACUCAGAAUAUAAGGCAAGUAAAGGAAGAUGACAAGUUGUCUGAGCACUCUUUAUUUAGGUUAUCAGUACGUUUUGUUAGCAUCUGGCCUUAAAGCAGGGUGCAUAUGAUUACACAUGGACUUCUUUUUAAUGAUUUUAAUCAUUUAAAUGGUACAAAAUUCUU
Messenger RNA from Camellia sinensis, 621 nucleotides. Lineage: Eukaryota; Viridiplantae; Streptophyta; Magnoliopsida; Ericales; Theaceae. The record is from RefSeq and is a predicted model, not a curated record.